Messenger RNA from Fragaria vesca subsp. vesca, 2438 nucleotides. Its product is annotated as WPP domain-interacting tail-anchored protein 1-like. The coding region runs from base 122 to 2092 and encodes 656 amino acids. The record is from RefSeq and is a predicted model, not a curated record. The transcript has 5 exons. NCBI's taxonomy places the organism in Eukaryota, Viridiplantae, Streptophyta, Magnoliopsida, Rosales, Rosaceae.
GAGAUCUCGCCGGAAUCUGGUUUUGGGGCGCUGAUCGAGCGUUUGGGUAAAUCUGAUCGAUUUACUGCCCUGUUGUUUGUGGCCAGGUUUUCGGAACCAUUUGAAUUGCUGCACGGUUAAAAUGGAUUAUGAUGGUGGUCCAGAAGCAAGUGUUUCUAGCAAUGAUGUCAAUAUUGACGUACCGGUGGUGGAGUCGCAUAGCAGGGACGGUCUUGAUAGGGUCUCAUCUGGAGAACUAGAAAAUGUGCGCGAGGUUAUCAUUGAUGUUGAAUCGGAUCUAGCACGCGCUGCUGAUAAGCUGCAAAAUUUGAGUGGUUUUAUGAUGCGUGUGGCCACCAAGGAGAGUGACUUUGAGGCCUUUGUAUCCAAGGAAGAGGAGAAAUCGGUUGAUUGUGUUGAGAAGGCAUUAGAGUACACUCUCUUAUCUGGAAUUUUGGACUCAGAGGUGAGUGAAUUGGAUAAGCUCAUGGCAAUGCUUCAAAUGGAGAUCACGGCUGCACAGGGGAUACUAUCUUCUUACACAUACUUGGGAGAAACAUUUGCAGUGAUGGAAGAAAAGCUGCAGUAUUCUGAGCAGUCUUUGAAGCAGUUGCAAGAACAGGUCUCUGAAAUUAGGAUGCAAUCUUUGAAGUUCCAGCGGACCUUUUCAAGCUCUGAUGGAGAAGAAAAGUGGAAUAACGACAAAGAAUUGCGCCAUAUAGAAGAUGAAUUAUUUUCAAGCAAGAAUGUGCAAACGGUUGAACAACAAAGACAUAUAUUGCAGAUGCUAGAGAAAUCUAUAGCAAGGGAAAUGGAUCUUGAAAAGAAAUUAGUUGUAUCGAAACAAAUUGAAGAGGAUCUGAAAAUGAGAUUACUCUCUUCAGAAGAAGAGGCAUAUUGCAUGGAGGAUGAAGCAGCAGAUGUUUGGGAGAGGUGUUUAGAGGCAGAUAAUGCAUCUGGGAUCAUGAUGAGUAUUUCAAAGGAACUGCUGGGUAAACUCCAGAUUCUCCAGUUUAAUUUAAAUGGUUUAGUUCAGCGAGAAAAUGAGCUACAACUGAAGGUGGAUGGUCUCCUUAAAGCCAAAGAAAGCUCUUUGCAGAAGCUUGAAAGUAGCAACGCAAAAGUUAACGACUUCUUUCACGCACAGACAGAGAGCUUGAAAGAUAGCCUGAAGGAAGCUGAAGAUAAGUUAAUUUUUGCAGAUUCUCAGGCCUUCACAUUGAGCGAAAAGGUGAGUUCGCUAGAAGAUGAAAUUAGUGAAAUGGGAAUUGUUAUUUCAGAUCUGAAAGAGAAAGAAUCUAAAGCUGAAAGUAGGGCUCGUAAUGCAGAAGCCCAGUGCAAACUAUUAACUGAGACUAACUCUGAACUUAAUGAAGAGCUUGGACUUCUUAAGGUGCAGUUGACAGAACCUGACAUGCGGUUGCAGCAUGCAGUGGCAACUGCUGAAGCUAGCCAGGAGAAACAAAACAUGUUGAAUUCGACUAUUAGGGAUAUGGAAAAUGUGAUAAAGGAUCUAAAGCUGAAGGUUUCAAAAGCUGAAUGUCGGGCUGACAGUGUAGAGGACAAGUGUAUAAUAUUAUCGGAAUCUAAUGCAGCACUAAAUGACGAAGUAAGCUUUCUGACGGGUAGAUUGAAACGCAUGGAGGCAGCUUUACAUCAAGCUGAGGCAGCAAAAAUAGCUACUGCAACUGAUAUUGCAGUCCGGUCAAAAGUUAUCACAAACUUGAUUGUGCAACUUGCUUUUGAAAGAGAGCGCCUUCAUAAGCAGAUGUCUUCAUUAACAAUGGAGAACAAAACACUAAUUCUGAAGUUGCAAAUGAACAAUAGUCCAUCUGUGGUUAUGUGCAAUGAUGAUAGAGGAAAUGAUGACGACUGCAUGCUCUCAAAGCACGAGUUGGAUACUGGCACAAAAGAAAGUAGGGAGGAAGCUCAUGAGUUGUCUGCUGUCAGUGCUAAGUUUGAUAGGACUCAUAAAGAUGCUUUUAUGAGUGAGACUGAAGCUGGACCUGCUGAUUUUGUGAGGAGAGUGGACGCAGGAGUUCUAAACUUUAAGCAUGUACUCAUGGCAGUGCUCAUUGUACUGAUUUCAGCUGCACUUUAUUUCUUUACUUAACAAGACUACCCAUUCUGGAGACCAAAAACUUCCACAACUCAAGGCCUGUCUCGGAGUCCAACAACAGAUGUGGUUUCUCAGCUUCAAAUCUCAAUGGAGCAGAACUCAUCGAGGUUUGAUUCAGAAACCCUAAACAAAUUUGAAGCUAUGGAUUUGCCCCAAUUUAAAGUUAAAACUGUAGAAAGUUGAAAGUAGAAAUGGGAUGAAAAAGUGCUCUUGUUUUCUCAUAGUUGGCUGGACACUUUUGGUCAGACUGUCAGUGGCAUGUUGCUGAAGUUAGGCAUGUAUGUCUCAUUUUCACAUAACCUACUGAGUCACCCUUUAGUGGAAUCACCAUUAACUUUAA